AUGGCACAGUUCCGGAAAGCCUUCGUGGCCGCCGUCGUCAAGAGCUUGCUUAGGGGCAAGUCCUUGAUACAGGCCAUCUUGGCUUACUGGUUAUCGGGAAACAAGAAGGACAGCGUCCCAAAGAAGACGCUUCAACAGUUCCUCAAGGAUGCCGAGGCUGCGCUGGUCGGCCCCAUUAGCGGCAAUGGCCUGCAAGAGAUCUCGGCCAAGUUGAAGGAGCAGAUCUUGGAGGGGCUCAACGUGGAUAUGCAGUGUAUGCUCCCGUCAUACAGCCACCAGCUGCCAGCGGGCUCCGAGGUGGGACAAUACUUGGCUCUAGACGUGGGAGGAUCGACGCUGCGGGUGGCCUUGGUCGAGCUGCGAGGACGGGGGGUCGGUUCGGAAAACGCCACCGAGAUCGUGAGCAUACAAAACUACCGCAUCACCAAGGACGUCAAGGAUCUCGAGGGAAUGGCCUUUUUCGAGUGGAUGGCAGCACGCAUCACCGAGACGAUUCAGAGCACCCUCAACAGACCACACAGCGCCGAAAACCCCCUGCCGAUAGCUCUGGCAUGGAGCUUUCCCAUCGAGCAAACUUCCCUUGGUGGUGGCAGACUUGCGGCAAUGGGCAAGGGCUUCUUGGCCGACAUUGGCCUGGUCGGGCAAGAUCUGGGAGACAUUGUUAGGACGGCAUGCAAGAACAGAGAUUUGCACGUUGAGCUCAAGGCCAUCUUGAACGACUCAAGCGCCUGCCUGCUUUCACGGGCGUACUCUCACUCAUCGACGCGAUUUGGCCUCAUCCUGGGCACCGGAGUCAACAUCGCCGCCUACCUGCCCGUCUCAGCCAUUGGCCGGACGAAAUUCGGCGAGCGGCCGGCGGGCUGGUUCGAUGAAGCUUCCCACGUCAUCGUCAACACAGAGCUCGGCAUGUUUGGAGGCAAGAUCCUGCCUCUGACCCGGUGGGACCUCCAGCUGCUCAAGGAGCACCCAAGACCUGACUUUCAGCCCCUAGAGUACAUGACUAGCGGCAUGUACCUUGGCGAGAUUGUCCGUGACACCAGCGCCGACCUCUCAGAGGCCAUCAGCUGCUUCUCGGAAAAGUACCCUUCAUCCCAUACCCCCAGCGUUGUGGACAUGGGUGCCAUCAAGGCGAUUGCGUCGUUCGUCUCGGUGCGCUCAAGCGCACUGAUUGCCUCUGCCGUCUACGCCCUGUGGGAUAUCCGCCUGGAGGGCGACGAGAAGUUCCUCUCGACUCUUCCCGAGUCGUCUCCCCUGCGGCACAAGGUCGAGGAGGACAUCAAGAUGGAGAAGACGACCGUCGCGUUCAACGGCAGCGUCAUUGAGCACUAUCCGGGCUACCUGGAGAACUGCCAACGGUACAUCAACGAGCUGUUGGACACUCACCCGUCCACCCAGCCAAAGGCCAUUGAGCUAGUCUCAGCAAAGGAGAGCUCGUUGACGGGAGCUGCCGUAGCAUUGGCAUGCGUGGACUCAUGAGCGGGACCAAGGCCGAUGACAAAAACGAACUCCUCACAUUCAUUUUGUGCUCGUUUCGGUGAAAAACAUGCGUUUGCACGCAAGGCAUGAUACCUGGGAUGAUGGGUUAUGUUUACUGGGAUAUACGGGGGGUUAUGCGAAGGAGAUGCAUAGAGGCGCCGGGUUUUCAGCAUUGCUUCUUUCCAUCUGGC
Molecule: messenger RNA, 1667 nt
Organism: Trichoderma reesei QM6a
Lineage: Eukaryota; Fungi; Ascomycota; Sordariomycetes; Hypocreales; Hypocreaceae
Product: hexokinase
Exons: 3
Coding region: 1-1476 (491 amino acids)
Biological process (GO): glucose 6-phosphate metabolic process; glycolytic process; intracellular glucose homeostasis
Cellular component (GO): cytosol; mitochondrion
Molecular function (GO): mannokinase activity; fructokinase activity; ATP binding
Source: RefSeq, a predicted model, not a curated record